UGUAGGGCGCUAGACAUGUAUGGUAGUGCUGCGUGCGCCUCUAGGCCCCGUCUCCCAGAAACCAUACAGAAAGCCCGAGUAUCAGGGAUAAUGUUUGUGUCCUGUUAUGUAAAUUUAAGUUUUUGUCGUGCUUUGGCAGAAUUCACAUGGCAACGUAACCACGUGACCGUUUUAUACUACUGUGAUUACUGUGACACAUACCUUACACAUGACUCUCCGUCAGUCCGAAAGACACACUGCCAGGGAAGAAAACAUAAAGAAAAUGUAAAGAUAUACUAUCAAAAAUGGAUGGAGGAACAGGCGCAAAAUCUUAUUGAUGCCACAACUGCUGCAUUUAAGGCUGGCAAGAUCCCCAAAGGAGCAGCAAUUCCUCCACCAGCAAAUAUGCAGGGAGGACCUGGUGGUCCUGGAGGUCCCAAUGGACCAGGAGGCCCAGGGGGACCACCUAACAUGGCUGGACCAGGAGGCCCACCAAGAGGACCAGGGAUGGGCAACAUGGGUCCACCAGGAAUGGCAGGAGCAAAUAUGGGGAUGCCUCCUAUGGGUCCUAGAGGUCCUAUGAUGGGUCCACCAAUGAUGGGACCUCCAGGGCCUGGAAUGCCACCGGGUAUGAUGCCAGGUAUGCGCCCUCCAAUGGGUGGACCAAUGGGUCCUAUGAUGAUGGGUCCAGGAGGCAUGCGGCCCCCCAUGAUGGCUGGACCACCUCAGAUAAGGCAAUAAUGGUCAUGAAGAUUAAUUUCAGGCAAAUAAUGCUGCUGUAAUAGUAUAAGAGAAAAAAAAAGUUUGUCAUGCUUUAAUGCAAAAAAGGCAAGUCAUUUUACCUAAUGCUAAUAUUUAGCAUUAUUAAGUAUAUCUAACUCAAGGAACAUGGAAGUAAACCCCUUUUUCAUGAACUUUUUGACCAGUUUGUUAAAAAACUUAUAUAGCCUUAUGGAGGUCAGGACAGGAUCUUUUUUACCUUGUGUAUUUUUAUGGUUAAAAGCUUACAUAUUUUGCUUUACAAAAUUUGAAUAAAGUACAAAUGAAAGAAAGGCUUCAUCAGUCAUGAAUAUUAUGUAUGGUAUUUAUGAAAAUUAAAAUUUUUUUUUUCUUCUCUGUAUCAAAUUAGAAAUUUAUGAAUGUUAUUUUAGUAGACUCACUGGAAAUGUGUUUUUGUGAAUUACAUUUUCAUUAAUCAGU
This is a messenger RNA of Macrobrachium nipponense, 1179 nucleotides long. RefSeq names its product U1 small nuclear ribonucleoprotein C-like (gene snRNP-U1-C). Gene Ontology annotation, cellular component: U1 snRNP; nucleus. NCBI's taxonomy places the organism in Eukaryota, Metazoa, Arthropoda, Malacostraca, Decapoda, Palaemonidae. The transcript has 6 exons. The record is from RefSeq and is a predicted model, not a curated record. The coding region runs from base 16 to 720 and encodes 234 amino acids. Gene Ontology annotation, biological process: mRNA splicing, via spliceosome; mRNA 5'-splice site recognition; spliceosomal snRNP assembly. Gene Ontology annotation, molecular function: zinc ion binding; pre-mRNA 5'-splice site binding.